AAUUAAGAAAACUGUACAAUUCAAUUCGGUGGCUCAAUUUUGAUACUGGAACCAAAGUGCUUGCGAUUUGGGUGAGGUAGAGACUUUAGCACUGCAUAUUUAUCUACUUCUUGGCAACAUGGCCUUGGAGUACAACUAUCUCUACGAUGACGAUCAGUUGAUUCCUUGGUAUUAUGAAACAAAUCGAAGACCAGCUGAUGAUAGAGACGGGCGUGUAAUAUUUAACAGUGGUUGGCAAAGACUAUUUCUUGGCUGGAGAGCUUAAGUCAACUUUCAUCUGUGAGGCGGAAGUUCCACUGAAGGAACACGAUUACAAACUGUUUGUGGAGCUAAUGAUGGCAAUUCCAGAGCAAAGCAGUCCUAGCAAGGAUAUAGUACUGCUGCUAGAUGUUAGUAGCAGCAUGGUGGAAGACAAGAAGUUGGAACACUUAAAAGCGGGAGCCAAGUUUGUAAUCAACAAACUUCGCCCUAGAGACCGUCUUUCAGUCGUCAUAUUUGAGGGUGAAGCCUAUAGGUUGUGCCGGUUGCUCACAAUGAGUCGUUCUGCAAAAAACAAUAUCGAAGAAAUGAUAGAAAAUCUACAGGCAGGCGGGGGAUGCAACAUAAAUGCUGGCCUUACAGAGGCACUAAAAGUUCUUGUUGAUCGAUCAGUGUCUCCGGAACGUGAGCACGCAAUUCUGCUUAUGUCUGAUGGACACCCGCUUCCUGACAAUGCAGAUGGUAGCGAGGUUUCCGUUGACAACGUACCAGUGUACACCAUCAGUUUGGGUAAUCCUCAUUCCCAGGUGCUCAACAACAUUGCAUGCAAUUAGAAGUAAAGGAGGAAAGUUCACAGUCGUGGAUGUUAAAGACGUACAUACAAGCGACAACGUUAUCCUUGUUCUAAAUAGUUUGGUUACUGAACUAUUCGGCGGCCAAAUAACUAAAGACGUUAAGUUAACUAUCACCACAGAAAGACAUUCAAAAAUAAAAGAAGUGUAUGCAGGAAGGUAUCCACAUUCCUUCGAUGAUUCUAGCUCUGUAACUAUUUCAUUUGGUCAUCUUGCCCCAGAAGAGAGACGUAGUGCCUCCGUACUUCUCGCUCUUGAAGAGGUUCAGAAGCCAUGCGGCAUGGAGGUUGCCGAAUAUAUAGUCUCCCAUGGUGAACGUCGUGAAACUUGGAAGCCCCUGCCAAUAAUUGUUACUGUAGUUCGUGCCACAACACCUAUGGUACCGAAGAGUGUGGAGAUAUUAAUUGAAGAACAUGACAAUACUGUAAAAAAGAUAAAAGAAGCUAGGGAAUUGGCUGAUGCCAAGAUGCCCAAGCUGAUGUAUCUUCAGCCAAUAUAUCAUAAAGGAUUGUGGCUCGCUCGUCGUUAUGUGCAGGAGGUUGUUUGUAAAGUGAAGACAAAACCACUGAUCCUCCCUAAAAUGCCCGAACUGUAUUUUGAAUAGAGGAAACCAAUUAUCCUCUAGAAAAUACUGAACUGUGAUUCAUGCUAAGCACGACAUGGUCAAUGCUAAUGGUUGAUGUUUAAGUGAACAUGUUUGUCUGUUUUGUACCUUUAACUUAAGGACCUGUCCAUUUCUUUGAGUUUCUGAUAGCUAGUAAUUAGUUGGUAGUCUUGAGAGAGAACCUUGUAAGAUAUUUUGGGGUAUAUUUAUGUGGAAGGAUUAACAAAAUAUAUUUGUAGAUGUAAAGUUAAUGCUCUUUAUCACUCAUAAACUAAAACAUAAUAUAACACUUGGAAUUUUGGUUUUACAAA
Molecule: messenger RNA, 1745 nt
Organism: Beta vulgaris subsp. vulgaris (sugar beet)
Lineage: Eukaryota; Viridiplantae; Streptophyta; Magnoliopsida; Caryophyllales; Amaranthaceae
Exons: 4
Coding region: 691-1434 (247 amino acids)
Source: RefSeq, a predicted model, not a curated record